AUGCCCCUCAAGUACUGUACGUCAAGUGAGAAAGUGUGCCCCGCAGGUCCCCCUGGACGUCCUGGUCCCACUGGGGCAAAAGGACCCCGUGGUAGGAGAGGACCAAAGGGGAAAAGGGGGCUUCAAGGUCCCAUGGGACCACCUGGAAAAUCCGGAAAAACAGGAAUGACGGGUCCUGCAGGGCCGAGAGGAGAAAAGGGAGACAAGGGAGAGCCUGGGCCGAAAGGCAUGCCGGGACCACCAGGAAUACCUGGGAAAUCGAUAUCUGCUCCACAAGUAAUGUUGUCACCGGCAGAACAGACACGAGAUGAAGGAACAAAUACGGCUUUUUAUUGCACAAUUGGAGGAAAUCCUCCCCCUGCCGUCGAAUGGCGAUUCAAGGGCAGAAAGCUUCUACCAGGUGCAAAGUAUCUGAUUAAAAAGGGAGAGUUGAUCGUUAAGAAUCUGAACUACAGCGAUGCUGGGCAGUACACAUGUCACGCCAGGAACAUUCUUGGAUCGUCUGAGGCCACUUGCAAUUUAUCUGUUCAAGGUAACAUCAGAGAAUAA
Porites lobata is the source of this 549-nucleotide messenger RNA. Lineage: Eukaryota; Metazoa; Cnidaria; Anthozoa; Scleractinia; Poritidae. The record is from the annotation of a GenBank genome assembly.